Messenger RNA from Caenorhabditis elegans, 1443 nucleotides. RefSeq names its product Serpentine receptor class gamma (gene T01D1.7). The transcript is spliced from 5 exons. The coding region runs from base 1 to 903 and encodes 300 amino acids. The record is from RefSeq and is marked reviewed. NCBI's taxonomy places the organism in Eukaryota, Metazoa, Nematoda, Chromadorea, Rhabditida, Rhabditidae.
AUGGAGAAAUGGAACCAAUUCCCUAUAUGGCAGACUACAUUGUAUAUGUGCCUGAAUAUUCAUCAUAUUCUAGUUUUAAUUACAGUAAGACGAUUUAUGAAGGGGAGCUCAUUCUUCUUCUUAUUUUUUGUUACUGGUUGCUUUGACGUCUACUACUGUUAUACUCUAACCACCUAUAACAUAUUCAAAAAUACAAUGAGCGGUCCAAUAUAUAUUUGGUUAUCACAGUUAAAUAGUACUAGUUUGUUUUUCGGAUUAUUCAAUAAUUUGUUUGGAAAUUGCAUGAUGGCUAUCAAUCGGUUUUGUGCUACUUUUUUGUUUUAUGAGAAAUAUUGGACUCAGUGUCACAUUAUAUCAUAUUUCUCAAUCACAGCUACAGUGUCCCUGGCCUGUUGUACACCUUAUAUCACUCGACACCGCGCAUUUUACGUGGCAAACGGAAAAUGGGCUUAUACAAAUAACAACUUGACGCUAGUUUUGCAAAGGUCCAUAGCGAUCUCCAUUAUUGGCACAUAUGAAUUAAUUGGGAUUUCGAUGAGUUUUCUAACUGCUUAUAGACUAAAAAUGUAUGGAAUGAGGAGUAAGAAGAAUGAAAAAAACUUAAUAUUUGUGACGUCACUUCAUAUAUUAGUUGAUAUAGUUGCAAUGCUAAUUAUGAUAGCUGAAUUCCUAGAAUGGCAAUUUCCAUUAGCUCUAUUCGCUGUGAAAAAUGUGUUUCCAGUUACCUAUACAGUUGUGAUUCUCAACUCAGUCACCAUAAUUCUGACUAACAAACGAGUUCGCGACGCUUAUAUUCAGACUUUGAAGUUCUGGAAGAAACGAGUCGAAGAUGCAAAUAGUUCAUCAAGGCAGCAAACUUCUAUCCCCGUAACUCUCAAGUUGGGAAACGUUGUAGUUUUUUGAAAUUUUAAUAUUAAUUGGGUACUAGUCCUAAAUCACCCCGCCACUUUUUUUUUAUUUGUGUAUUAUUUCCCCUCAUUUUAAUAUUAUCCAUUUUAAUAAAACGUGAUGUCCAUUUUCCAUCUUUAGGCUUAGAAAUGGUUAUUUCCUAAGCCUAAAAAUACAAAAACUCCACACGUUUUUAUUUGAAAAAAAAGAAAAAAAGUGGCGGGGUGAUUUAGGACUAGUACCAUUAAUUGUUUUUUUUCGAAAAUAUAUCAAUUUUUAUUAUGUUUUGUUGCAAUAAUUUUAUGUUAAUGACAAAAUUCGAGCAUGUUUUCGAGCAAUAUCACUUCGAGUUCAGUGCAAAAUUAUGUGCGUAUUUAAAGAGUACUGUAAUUUCUUUUGUUUGUCGAUAAAUUCGGCAAAUUGCCGGUCUUAUAUUACAGUACUUUUUAAAGACGCAGUAAUUUUUGCAUUUUACAGGAUUUUUUGUCGUGUCGAGGCUCGGUAUUGUAUUUUUGGCACAAAUUAUCUUGUCUGGGAAUAAUAUUUUUGACAAUA